Solanum tuberosum (potato) is the source of this 633-nucleotide messenger RNA. RefSeq names its product LRR receptor-like serine/threonine-protein kinase FLS2. The transcript has a single exon. Bases 1 to 633 code for a protein of 210 amino acids. Lineage: Eukaryota; Viridiplantae; Streptophyta; Magnoliopsida; Solanales; Solanaceae. The record is from RefSeq and is a predicted model, not a curated record. Gene Ontology annotation, molecular function: protein binding.
AUGGUGAAAUGUGGAAAGGGCCAUGAUAUGUACCUGAACUCAGAGUCUUGGAUCUCACCAACAAUAGCCUCACGGGUAUGCGGUAUGAUCCCUCCUUUUGUUGGAAAUGCCACAAACAUGAUCAACUUCAGUUUGUUUGGAAAUAGAGUUAGCGGCAACAUUCCAAAGGAGAUCAGUAAUCUGAGCCAACUAGAAGACUUGUCCUUGAGUGAUAAUCAAUUAACAAGUUCCAUUCCCACGACACAGUUUAAUAUCUCGUCACUACUUGCCUUACAUCUGCUAAACAAUAGCCUUUCUGGUCCUCUCUUGCAAGAUGAAGGAAAUAUUGUGUCCAAUUUAGAGGUAUUACGUAUAUCUCACAACCAAAUUUCUGGUUGCAUUCCUUCCAACAUUUGUCGGAUACUCACAAAGCUCAAAAUGUUGUCUUUAUCUUUCAACAACAUAACUGGAGAAAUACCUAGAAAUAUUGGUUGUCUAGCCAAGCUUGAGGUGUUGUCUAUUGGACGUAAUGCAAUGAGUGGGACUAUUCAUGCUUCAUUGGGCAAUAUUUCCACUCUGGAAAAUCUUGGUUGUUCUCACUCUCGCAUAGUGGGGCAUUCCAUCCACUACAGGUCUUCAUCUUUCGAACCUUAA